AUGAACGCCCACCUCUACAUCGGCCGUCUUGCCGCCGCCCGCCACUGUGCCUCCCGCCUGGCAAUUCGACAAUUCUCAACCUCGAGACCAGUGUGCGCCGCCUACCAAUCCUACGCCCUGCCGUCGCGCUCACCGACCGAUGCGCGCGGCGGCGGCGAAGACCUCACCGAGACGUCGAUUGCCUAUCCCGAGCCUCUGCCCAAGGUCCACGAGACACGCCCGCCGCAGUCAUCGCCUGCGUCGCCCGCACCCGCCUCCACCACGGCACCACCAUCACAACCACCAGCACACGCUGCUGCCUCGCCCGCGCCAUCGCUGACGCAGCAGCCCGCCGCCGUCGCCGACAAGGAGCCGCAAAAGACCAAGCCCACGCGGCCGCGGUCGAAGCUCCGGGCGCGCAAGGCCGCCAUGAAGCUGACGCCCGCCGCCGUCGAGCAGCUGCGCAACAUGCUGGACCAGCCCGAGCCCAAGCUCAUCAAGGUCGGCGUGCGCAAUCGCGGCUGCAGCGGGCUGGCGUACCAUCUGGAGUACGUCGACAAGCCGGGCGCCUUUGACGAGACGGUCGAGCAGGACGGCGUCCGGGUCCUCAUCGACAGCAAGGCGCUGUUUAGCAUCAUCGGCAGCGAGAUGGACUGGGCAGAAGACAAGCUGAGCCAGCGAUUUGUUUUUAGAAACCCAAACAUCAAGGAAGAAUGCGGCUGUGGCGAGUCUUUCAUGGUAUAG
This is a messenger RNA of Akanthomyces muscarius, 723 nucleotides long. RefSeq lists its product as uncharacterized. Lineage: Eukaryota; Fungi; Ascomycota; Sordariomycetes; Hypocreales; Cordycipitaceae. The record is from RefSeq and is a predicted model, not a curated record. Gene Ontology annotation, biological process: iron-sulfur cluster assembly. Bases 1 to 723 code for a protein of 240 amino acids. Gene Ontology annotation, cellular component: mitochondrion; cytoplasm. Gene Ontology annotation, molecular function: 2 iron, 2 sulfur cluster binding. The transcript is spliced from 2 exons.